Molecule: messenger RNA, 5238 nt
Organism: Cavia porcellus (domestic guinea pig)
Lineage: Eukaryota; Metazoa; Chordata; Mammalia; Rodentia; Caviidae
Gene: Kdm2b
Product: lysine demethylase 2B
Exons: 25
Coding region: 249-4319 (1356 amino acids)
Biological process (GO): protein demethylation; regulation of transcription by RNA polymerase II
Molecular function (GO): transcription coregulator activity; protein binding; zinc ion binding
Source: RefSeq, a predicted model, not a curated record
AAAUUGCAUGCAAAAGGAAGCAAGCAGCUUACUCCGCCAGUCCCUUGUGAGGCUUAGAGUCUCAGACACUUAAGUGGGGAGGUGGUAGCGCGGAAAGGCGUGGAGGGGGGCUGAGCGGGCUCGGGGUUCGCCCGGAUUCCGGGGGCUGCGGGGCCGGGCGCCGGGCGGCGGAGGGAGGAGGCAGGGGAUGCGGGGAGUGGUGGGGGAGUCUCCUUAGGAAGUGAGUGUGCGCGCGCGCUCGUGGGGAGAUGAGGCAGCUGCUGCGUCCGAUUGACCGCCAGAGAUACGACGAGAACGAGGACUUGUCGGACGUGGAGGAGAUCGUCAGCGUCCGCGGCUUCAGCCUGGAGGAGAAGCUGCGCAGCCAGCUGUACCAGGGGGACUUCGUGCACGCCAUGGAGGGCAAAGAUUUCAACUAUGAGUACGUACAGAGAGAAGCUCUCAGGGUACCCCUGGUAUUUCGAGAAAAGGACGGACUAGGAAUUAAGAUGCCCGACCCCGAUUUCACAGUUCGGGACGUCAAGCUCCUUGUGGGGAGCCGGCGGCUGGUGGACGUGAUGGACGUGAACACCCAGAAGGGCACGGAGAUGAGCAUGUCCCAGUUUGUGCGCUACUAUGAGACACCCGAGGCGCAGCGGGACAAGCUGUACAAUGUGAUCAGCCUGGAGUUCAGCCACACCAAGCUGGAGCACCUGGUCAAGCGUCCCACCGUGGUGGACCUGGUGGACUGGGUGGACAACAUGUGGCCCCAGCACCUGAAGGAGAAGCAGACAGAGGCCACCAAUGCCAUCGCAGAGAUGAAGUACCCCAAAGUGAAGAAGUACUGUCUGAUGAGCGUGAAGGGCUGCUUCACUGACUUCCACAUCGACUUUGGAGGUACCUCCGUGUGGUACCAUGUGUUCCGGGGCGGGAAGAUCUUCUGGCUGAUCCCGCCCACCCUGCACAACUUGGCAUUGUACGAGGAGUGGGUGCUGUCGGGCAAGCAGAGUGACAUCUUCCUGGGGGAUCGCGUGGAGCGAUGCCAAAGAAUUGAGCUGAAACAGGGCUACACGUUCUUCAUCCCUUCCGGUUGGAUCCAUGCGGUCUACACCCCUGUGGAUUCCCUGGUGUUCGGCGGAAACAUCCUGCACAGCUUUAACGUGCCCAUGCAGCUGCGGAUCUACGAGAUCGAGGACAGAACCCGGUGUCCCUGCAGCGUCACACGGUCGGAGCCUGUGGGGACUUGUGGAUCUCCAACCCCCGUGGAUGGAAUUGGACCCAUUCAUAAGAUCUGGAAGGCCCCACCCAGGAGGAUCUGUGUGCUGCUUUUUCUCCGCCAAGUGAAAGCAGCCUUCCCAGCAAAGGUGCAGCCCAAGUUCCGGUACCCCUUCUACUAUGAGAUGUGCUGGUAUGUCUUGGAGAGAUAUGUGUACUGCGUGACCCAGCGCUCCUACCUCACGCAGGAGUACCAGAGAGAGUCCAUGCUCAUUGACGCCCCACGGAAGGCCAGCGUAGACGGCUUCUCAUCCGAUUCCUGGCUGGAGAUGGAGGAGGAGUCCUGUGAGCAGCAGCCCCAGGAGGAGGAGGAGGAGGAAAAGGAGGCGGUGGAAGGGGCGCAGAGGACCCCCAAGGCCUGCACGGAGGGCCCCGCCUCGCCGGGCGCCACCGCCUCGGAGGAGCAGGAGACGCCGCCGGGGAAGAAGCCCCGGGCGCCCGCCGCGCGCUUCCUCAAGAGGACCCUGUCCAACGAGUCGGAGGACAGCGUGAAGUCGGCCACCGCGCCCGGCGACUGCCCCAAGACGCCCACCGGCUCGCCCGCCGCCGAGGUGGCCGCCAAGUGGACGCACCUCACCGAGUUCGAGCUCAAGGGGCUGAAGGCGCUGGUGGAGAAGCUCGAGUCCCUGCCCGAGAACAAGAAGUGCGUCCCGGAGGGCAUCGAGGACCCGCAGGCGCUGCUGGAGGGCGUCAAGAACGUCCUGAAGGAGCACGCAGAGGACGACCCCAGCCUGGCCAUCACCGGAGUCCCUGUGGUCAGUUGGCCAAAGAAGACUCCGAAGAACCGGGCUGUGGGUCGGCCCAAGGGCAAGCCGGGCCCGGCCUCCGCAGUGAAAUUAGCCACCAAUCGCACGACGGCAGGAGCUCGCCGGCGCCGGACGCGAUGCCGCAAGUGCGAGGCGUGCCUGCGGACAGAGUGUGGGGAGUGCCACUUCUGCAAGGACAUGAAGAAGUUCGGAGGCCCCGGGCGGAUGAAGCAGAGCUGCAUCAUGCGACAGUGCAUCGCGCCAGUGCUUCCCCACACUGCCGUGUGCCUCGUGUGUGGCGAGGCGGGGAAAGAGGACACAGUGGAGGAGGAGGAGGGCAAGUUCAACCUCAUGCUCAUGGAGUGCUCUAUCUGCAAUGAGAUCAUCCACCCCGGAUGCCUUAAGAUCAAGGAGUCAGAGGGUGUGGUCAACGACGAGCUUCCAAACUGCUGGGAGUGUCCCAAGUGCAACCACGCCGGCAAGACCGGGAAAGCCUACAAGCAAAAGCGUGGCCCUGGCUUUAAGUACGCCUCCAACCUGCCCGGCUCCCUGCUCAAGGAGCAGAAGAUGAACCGGGACAACAAGGAGGGGCCAGAACCAGCCAAGCGCAGGAGCGAGUGUGAGGAGGCGCCCAGGCGCAGGUCAGACGAGCACCCCAAGAAGGUGCCAGCCGACAGCAUCCUACGCCGCAAGUCGGACGACGUGCACCUGAGGAGGAAGCGGAAAUACGAAAAGCCCCAGGAGCUGAGCGCCCGCAAGCGGGCCUCGACGCUUCAAACGUCCCCCGGGUCCUCUCACCUCUCGCCAAGGCCCCCUCUAGGCAGCAGCCUCAGCCCCUGGUGGAGAUCCAGCCUCACUUACUUCCAGCAGCAGCUAAAGCCUGGCAAGGAAGACAAGCUUUUCCGGAAAAAGCGGAGGUCCUGGAAGAACGCUGAGGACCGGAUGCCUCUGGCCACCAAGCCUCUCCGGCGCUUCAAGCAGGAGCCAGAGGACGAUGUGCCCGAGGUACCCCCCAAAAGCAGGGACAGUGACCACUCCCGCUCCAGCUCGCCCACUGCGGGGCCCAGCACCGAAGGCACCGAGGGCUCGGAGGAGAAGAAGAAGGUGAAGAUACGCCGCAAGCGGAGGCUCCCCAGCAAGGAGCUGAGCAAGGAGCUGAGCAAGGAGCUCAACCACGAGAUCCAGAAGACGGAGAGCAGCCUGGCCCAUGAGAACCACCAGCCCAUCAAGUCGGAGCCCGAGAGUGAGAAUGAGGAGCCUCGCCGGCCGCUGGGCCUCUGUGAGCGCCCCCACCGCUUCAGCAAGGGGCUCAAUGGCACCCCCCGGGAGUUGCGGCAGCCACUGGGGCCCAGCCUGCGAAGCCCGCCCCGAGUCCUCUCCCGGCCCCCACCCGCCACGUCCCCGCCCAAGUGCAUCCAGAUGGAGCGCCACGUGAUCCGGCCGCCCCCCAUCAGCCCUCCCCCCGACUCACUGCCCCUGGACGAUGGGGCAGCCCACGUCAUGCACAGGGAGGUGUGGAUGGCCGUCUUCAGCUACCUCAGCCACCGGGACCUGUGUGUGUGCAUGCGGGUCUGCAGGACCUGGAACCGCUGGUGCUGCGAUAAGCGGUUGUGGACCCGCAUUGACCUGAACCACUGCAAGUCCAUCACGCCCCUGAUGCUGAGCGGCAUCAUCCGGCGCCAGCCUGUCUCCCUCGACCUCAGCUGGACCAACAUCUCCAAGAAGCAGCUGAGCUGGCUCAUCAACCGGCUGCCCGGGCUCCGAGACUUGGUGCUGGCGGGCUGCUCAUGGAUCGCGGUCUCCGCGCUCUGCAGCUCCAACUGUCCACUGCUCCGGACCCUGGAUGUCCAGUGGGUAGAAGGGCUCAAGGACGCCCAGAUGCGGGAUCUCUUGUCACCGCCCACAGAUAAUAGGCCUGGUCAGAUGGACAAUCGAAGUAAGCUCCGGAACAUCAUGGAGCUGCGCCUGGCGGGCCUAGACAUCACGGAUGCGUCCCUGCGGCUGAUCAUCCGCCACAUGCCCCUGCUCUCCAAGCUGCACCUCAGUUACUGUAACCACGUCACUGACCAGUCCAUCAACCUGCUCACCGCCGUGGGCACCACCACCCGGGACUCCCUGACGGAGAUCACCCUGUCAGACUGCAAUAAAGUCACUGACCAGUGCCUGUCCUUCUUCAAGCGCUGUGGGAACAUCUGUCACAUUGACCUGAGGUACUGCAAGCAAGUCACCAAGGAGGGCUGUGAACAGUUCAUCGCUGAGAUGUCCGUGAGCGUCCAGUUUGGGCAAGUCGAAGAAAAGCUCCUGCAGAAACUGAGUUAGUCCAAGGACAAGUGUAAAUACGGGGUGGGCAGGGCGGCGGGCAGGAACAACUUCGGCCGCCGUGGGCUUUGCCGCCAUUGGAGCUCGGGGUGCAGAAGACAGAGCGACCCCAUGUGCGGUGUCUCCAGAGGCCGCUCGCAGGGACUGGCACAGGGCUUCGACGGCAGGGUCUCCGGAAGCGUUUCUGUUCGGAUACCUAGUUCCUUGCAGAGUCAAGGGUUUGGGUGUCAACAUAUUGUGGACCACGCACCACAUCCGCUGCCAUCCUGACACAUUUUUCGGUUUUGUUACAUCUUACAUUAUGCAGAACUAUUUUUGUACAAAUUGUUUAAAAGUUAUUUAUGCAAGGUUUGAAUGCAUACCAGUGUUUUUAUUGUUUUGAGAUUGCCAACCUUCCUGGUUUCCUUCUAGUAGGAGAGAACUUAACCUGUACUUCAUCAACCCAGGUGUGCCCAGCCCCGAGCCGCGGCUGAGGCCUCCGCUUAAAAGCAUGCUUAGCCAGAGGCCGGCCCGGCACUCAGGAAGUCACAUGCGCAUGUUGUGGAUAGGUCUGAGUCCCAGUCACCUGAGACUCGCUGCCAAGUUCCUUCCAUAGAAAAGUCUCCUUUCCCUCCGAUCUGACCAUUGAAACUCCAGCCAUUGCACUCAGGAGGGGCUGCCCCAGCAUGAGCACUCCCACUUCACAUCCACCCCACUGCUCCCGUGAGCCGAAGAGCAGUGACCACGUCCCGCGGAGGCUCUUGCCCUCGGGUUCUCUCCUUUGAAGCGAGUUGAGUUCUCAUCUAGGUUCAUGAGCUGGCUGUCGCUAUCAUGAAGUUCUGCGUCCUGAAGUGCCAUUGUCUCUGGUGGUUAUUUCCUACACCUUCCCCGACGUGGUUUUACCUUUGUUAAAUUUGUAUAAACAAUUGUGUAAAAAAGC